AUGUCGCCAUUGUUGAAGGACUUCCUCAACAAACGCAUCGUGGUGGUCACCACGGAAGGCCAAUGCGUUUGUGCUACUCUGGAAGGAUUUGAUAAGAGCACAAACUUGCUUCUUUCCGAAGCACAAGACCGAAUUAGUGGAAGUCACUUAGCAAGUUCUUACAUGGUUCGUGGUAGCCAAAUAGUUUGUUGUGGACUAUUAGAAGAUGGAGCGGCAGCCCUCGGUUCAGAAGAAACGGGAGCGGGUGUAACUGCUCUCAAAGAUACUAGGAAUAUCGUGGAAGACGAACAUCUUGUCUGGAAGCGAGUGUGGGCCAGCAGGAAGCAAUGA
Messenger RNA from Lachancea dasiensis, 330 nucleotides. The record is from the annotation of a GenBank genome assembly. Lineage: Eukaryota; Fungi; Ascomycota; Saccharomycetes; Saccharomycetales; Saccharomycetaceae.